UACUCGUUAAUCUCGUUAAACGUAAAAGACCAAGCUCAACCUCACCAGUCACCACCGUACCCCUCUCUUCCCCAAAGUCCACUCACUUCUCCCUCGAACUCAAAAGCCCAUGUCCCCCAAACCAACUCAAUUCCUCAAUAAUUGAAACUCGAUCAGUUUACUUCUCCGAUGGGUGGUAAUGGAAAGCACAGGUGGAAGAUCUCCUUCCACCGCUCCAACUCCUCCUCCGCAAAGCAACCCCCUAAAGAGUUCAUCUGCCCCAUUUCCGGCUCACUAAUGUCCGACCCGGUCAUCGUCGCCUCCGGUCAGACUUUCGAGCGCCUCUCCGUCCAGGUCUGCCGCGAAUUCGGCUACUCCCCCGAGCUCCCCGACGGCACCCGGCCCGAUUUCUCCAACCUAAUCCCCAACAUGGCCAUCAAGACCACCAUCCUCAACUGGUGCGACCACAACCACGCCGACCGCCCCCAGCCGCCGGACUUGGCCGCCGUCGAGAAGAACGUCCGGACGCUCAUGGAGGAGAGCAGAGUCGACGAAGGGAUUAGGGUUUCGGAGAUGGAGCUGCUUAAGGGAGUCGCUGACCGCCCGCCGAUUAUGUUCUCCCACGCCAACACCGAGCUCGGCCGCGGCCGCGUUGAUCAUUUCUACUCCAGCUCGUCGGAGGAGUCCGUCGUCGUCGCCUCCGGCUCCGGCAGUCCCUACACUCCUCUCCCCUUCGCGACUCGGCCGUCUUGCUACUCUUCUUCUUCCCCGUCUUCUUCGGAAAUUGUCGAAGUUCCAGCCCUAAAUCUCAACUCCGAUUCCAAUUCGAUUAAUUCGAGUCCGGAAGAAGCGGAACUGAUGACGCAGCUGAGCAGCUCCGUCAUAGUCGAGCAAGAAGAGGCGGUAAUUUCGCUGAGGAAGCUGACGAGGACAGAAGAGGACCUCCGUGUUUCUCUCUGCUCGACUCGGCUUCUCUCCGCCCUCCGAUCCCUGAUCGUCUCGCGCUACAACACCGUCCAAGUCAACGCCGUCGCCUCGCUGGUCAACCUCUCGCUGGAGAAGCCCAACAAGGUGAAGAUCGUGCGGUCAGGAUUCGUCCCGCCGCUCGUCGACGUCUUGAAGAGCGGGUGCAGCGAGUCGCAGGAGCACGCCGCCGGCGCGCUCUUCAGCCUAGCUUUGGAAGAAGACAACAAGAUGGCCAUCGGCGUCCUCGGCGCGCUGCCGCCUCUGAUGCACGCGCUGAUAAGAGCCGAGAGUGAGCGCACGCGCCACGACUCGGCGCUGGCGCUCUACCACCUGACGCUGGUGGAGAGCAACCGAGUUAAACUAGUGAAGCUGAACUCGGUGCCGACGCUGCUGGCGCUUUCCAAGGCGCCGGGGACGGCGGGGAGGGUGUUGCUGAUACUGUGCAACCUGGCGGUCUGCGGCGAGGGGAGGUCGGCGAUGCUGGACGCGAACGCGGUGGAGUGUCUGGUGGGGAUGCUGAGGAGGAACGAGUUGGACUCGGAGUCGACGCGCGAGAACUGUGUGGCGGCGCUGUACGCGCUGAGCCACGGGUCGAUGAGGUUCAGGGGGCUGGCGAGGGAGGCGAAGGCGGUGGAGGUCUUGAGUGAGGUGGAGAAGAGAGGGAGUGAGAGGGCGAGGGAGAAGGCCAAGAGGUUGUUGAUGAUCUUGAGAGGCGGCGGCGGAGGGAGGCCGGAGGAGGGUGUGUUGGAUUGGGAGGGGGUGUUGGAUUCGGGUACUGGAGCUGUGCUUGGCGGGACCCGUUACAGAGUUGGGCCGGGCAGGAGCUUGAAUGCUGCCAACUCGACGACCUUUUAGUAUGUUUAUUUUUAUUUUUUGGAAAAAAAAGUUUUUUUCUUGUUAGGUGUAGCCUUGUAGCAUGUAGGGUUGUAAAUUAUUGUUUAAAGAUGGAAAUGAGAAAACUAAUAAAAAGAAAAUGUAAUAUAGGGUGAGA
This is a messenger RNA of Argentina anserina (silverweed cinquefoil), 1936 nucleotides long. RefSeq names its product U-box domain-containing protein 38-like. Bases 169 to 1800 code for a protein of 543 amino acids. Gene Ontology annotation, biological process: protein ubiquitination. Lineage: Eukaryota; Viridiplantae; Streptophyta; Magnoliopsida; Rosales; Rosaceae. The record is from RefSeq and is a predicted model, not a curated record. Gene Ontology annotation, molecular function: ubiquitin-protein transferase activity; protein binding. The transcript has a single exon.